Fibroporia radiculosa is the source of this 417-nucleotide messenger RNA. RefSeq lists its product as uncharacterized. The transcript has a single exon. The coding region runs from base 1 to 417 and encodes 138 amino acids. The record is from RefSeq and is a predicted model, not a curated record. Lineage: Eukaryota; Fungi; Basidiomycota; Agaricomycetes; Polyporales; Fibroporiaceae.
AUGUCCACCGCUACACCUACCGCUCCUCCUCCUCAACCUGCGCCCGCCACAGACGUCCACACAGACCACCGCUCCCCCAUCUCCGUGUCCAGUCUCAGUCAAGUUGAGAAGCUCACUGGUGCUCUCAACUACAAGGCGUGGGCUGACAAUGUUCAGUCCAUCCUCAUGAUGUACGACUACUGGCCCAUUGUCAAGGGCACAGAACUUCGUCCAGGCAAUGAUGACAGAGUGGGACAAAGGGUCUGGGACAGGAACGAUGACCGCAUAAUUGGUUUUAUCCGUCUCUUGGUUUCAUCGACCAUUCGGUAUUCGCUCACCUCGCUCAACACGUCCAAAAGAAUCUGGAGUUCUCUAGAGUCCUCCUACGGUUCCGCUGGCGACUUCAACGACUUCCUCGCCUUCAAGAGUCUCACUUGA